Messenger RNA from Vicia villosa (hairy vetch), 2011 nucleotides. RefSeq names its product F-box/kelch-repeat protein At1g22040-like. NCBI's taxonomy places the organism in Eukaryota, Viridiplantae, Streptophyta, Magnoliopsida, Fabales, Fabaceae. Gene Ontology annotation, molecular function: protein binding. The coding region runs from base 184 to 1626 and encodes 480 amino acids. The record is from RefSeq and is a predicted model, not a curated record. The transcript has 2 exons.
AUGAUUUCACCACACAAUAAGCUCCUGCUACUUCUCACACCCUAUAAUCCCAUUUUCUGGGCGCAACUCUUUCUUCCUCCAUCAUUCAUUCCCAUUACCCCCACCCUAAUUUCAAAACCUAUUUCUCUCUUCUCUUCUCUUCAAGGUUUAUCUCAAAAUCGAUUUUGAAUUCAACGUGAUUUUAUGGGGAAUGUACUCGGUGCGAACAAUACCAAGGCUCGUGGGAGUGUUUUACCCAGCGAGGUUUUGCCAGGUGAGGCAUGCAAGAGACAGAGAUUGUUAUCAACUUCUUAUGAGGAUAACCCUAGACUGAUUCCUUCUCUUCCUGAUGAGAUAUCAGUUCAGAUUCUAGCUAGGGUUCCUCGAAUUUGUUACUUGAAUCUCAAGUCAGUUUCUCGAGCUUGGAAAGCGGCUCUCGCGAGUUCGGAUGUUUUUUGUUUGAGAAAAGAACUUGGAACGGAAGAGGAGUGGUUGUAUGUGUUGACGAAAGCGAAUGAUGAGAGGCUUUUAUGGUAUGCGUUGGAUCCGAUUUCAGGAAGAUGGCAAAGGUUACCUCCAAUGCCGAAUGUUUUCGUUGAAGAUGAAGGUAAAAAGGGUUUGGCGGCUCUUCCGCGUCGGAUGUGGAGUAUGUUGGGUUCGAGUGUUAGAAUUGCGGAUGUUUUUAUGAAUUGGCUUAGAAGGAGAGACGCGUUGGAUCGGAUGCCGUUUUGUGGUUGCUCUAUUGGGGCUGUUGGUGGUUGCAUUUAUGCUUUGGGAGGGUUUUCUAAAGCUUCGGCUAUGAACUCGGUAUGGAGAUAUGAUCCUGUUAAAAAUGGUUGGACUGAGGUUAGUCCGAUGUUGGUUGGUAGAGCGUACAGCAAGACGGGUAUAUUGAAGGGUAAGCUUUAUGUUGUUGGAGGGGUUACUAGGGGUCGCGGUGGAUUGAAUCCCCUACAAUCUGCAGAAGUUUAUGAUCCGAACACCGGUAUAUGGUCCCAAUUACCAAACAUGCCUUUUACAAAAGCUCAGGUGCUACCGACAGCUUUUCUGGCUGACUUGUUAAAGCCUAUUGCGACGGGAAUGACUUCAUAUAGAGGAAGGUUGUUUGUUCCUCAGAGUUUGUAUUGUUGGCCGUUUUUCGUUGAUGUUGGAGGAGAAGUUUAUGAUCCGGAUAUAAAUUCUUGGGUUGAAAUGCCGGUUGGGAUGGGUGACGGUUGGCCUGCGAGGCAAGCUGGAACAAAAUUGAGUGUUAUUGUCAAUAAUGAUUUGUAUGCAUUAGAUCCUUCAAGCUCUCUCAACUCUGCGAAGAUAAAGGUAUACGACGAAGAAGGUGAUACUUGGAAAGUGGUUGCGGGAGAUGUUCCUAUUCAUGAUUUGGCUGAUUCAGAAUCUCCUUAUCUUUUAGCUAGUUUACUUGGAAAACUCCAUGUGAUUACUAAAGAUGCCAAUCACAAUAUUGCAGUCUUGCAAGCUGGCAUGAAAAAUAAUUUAGCUUCCUCUCAGUCGAUGUCGUCAUCAUCUGAUAGUAGCUCAUUCGGCGAACUUGCUGAAUCAUCAGCAGAAUCAGAGACAGAACUUUGGAGGGUUUUUGCUUCUAGGAGUGAUAGAUCUGCUGAGCUAGUUAGCUGUCAAUCCCUUAAAGUUUAAUUUUUCAGAGCUAAAAUUAUCGUGGUUCCGAGAUCAUUAUGCCUGUAGUAGCUGGUAUCAUUGCAGACAACCCACAAUGUUCGUUUCAUUGCGGACAACCCACAAUGUUAACAACAAUUUCAAAUUUUAAAUGGUGAGCGGUCCAGUCUCACUGCAUCAUUGAUCCAUAAGAUGUAAUUUCACAUUAGCUGUGUAUAUUAGCUCAUACACAGACAACUCAAAAUUUUACAAAUUAAGUAUAUCAAAAUGUACAUCGAUUAUGAAUGUUUUUCGAAACAUUUCUUACAUUUUACAUUGUGUAUAUCUUUAUAGGAUUACAUUUUGUCUUGUUACUCUUGCACCAAUGUAGCAGAUACUAUCUUUAUUGAAUGGAUUUUCAAUUUAA